AUAAAACCUCAGACAGUACUGCAAUCACAUCUUGAGAAUUUCUCUUCCCUAAUGGUUUUGCUCUUUUUGCUUUGGAUUGCAAGAGAUGAGGAAAAUCAAAGAAAAUUGGUACAGCCAUUUUUUUUAGAUUUAUAGGUUGCAACUGAUAUGGUUGAUGAAAGCAAUCACCGAGGGUCUCAAGAAGGAUAUUUAGAUAUUUUGGAUGAAGAUCUACAUGAAAACAAUUUAUCACAGAGUUUUAAAGAAACACGUAGAGCAUGCUAUUAUGUUUGUGGUAUUUGUAGAAAAUGGUAUGAAUCCACAGUUUCUUUGUUGAUUCAUUUUUCUGAGCAUUUUCAGAAGUGUCCUACAUGUGAAAUUUGUGGAGAAACAUUUACAGAAGCACAGGAUUAUGUUGAUCACUGUGCUCAACAUAUCGGAUGUACUUGUCUGGUUUGUGAUGAAACCUUUUUCAAUACCACAGAUUUUGAUACCCAUGUACUUGAACAUAAACUGAACUGUUUUAGGUGUAAAUUAUGUUUUACAUCAGAAGAGCAAUUGAAACGUCAUUAUGCAGAGCAUGAAGAUAUGAUUAAUUUUCAGUGCGAUAUAUGCUAUAAUUAUUUCAGUUCAAAAAGAAGCUUGAGAAUACAUAAAUGCACACAGCAUACACAAACAAAACAAUAUAAAUGUAAACUGUGCAAUGAAAAAUUUACACAGAAGAGUAGCUUGAAACGACAUAUAAAGUUUAUACAUAAAAACUCGAAACCUUAUGCUUGUCAUUUAUGUGGUAAAAAAUAUUCUAUAAAAGGUAGCUUGGAAACCCAUUUAUUUAAUCAUGCUGGUGAGAAACCGUAUUCCUGUUUGAUUUGUGGUCGUCGUUUUGCAGAUAAACGUAACUUCAAACGCCAUGGUCAGCAGCAUGUUGCCAUUGAGAGUCUUCCCUGUAAAAUGUGUGGCAAAGUUUUUCCCUCUGAUAAAAAGCUGAGAUCUCAUAUGUGGCUUCAUUUGAAUGAAGGAACUUACAAAUGUGACAUUUGCUCUAGGUCAUUUAGCUACAGUAGCCAUUUAAAACGACACAUAACGCAGCAUAAUGGUGAGCGGCCGUAUAUUUGUGGUUUGUGCGGAAGCAGUUAUAUAGAGAGGUACGAACUGGCUCGCCAUUUAAAGAAGAAACACAAUUAUGAACAAGAAGUGGUUGAUAAAAUUAUAGCAGCGAUAAAAUAUAGUAAUAAGGAAGCGAAAAACUAUGAUGUGGAGUUUCUCAAUAUUUAA
Molecule: messenger RNA, 1254 nt
Organism: Argiope bruennichi
Lineage: Eukaryota; Metazoa; Arthropoda; Arachnida; Araneae; Araneidae
Product: gastrula zinc finger protein XlCGF8.2DB-like
Exons: 2
Coding region: 148-1254 (368 amino acids)
Biological process (GO): regulation of transcription by RNA polymerase II
Cellular component (GO): nucleus
Molecular function (GO): RNA polymerase II cis-regulatory region sequence-specific DNA binding; DNA-binding transcription activator activity, RNA polymerase II-specific
Source: RefSeq, a predicted model, not a curated record